CGGGAUAGCGUUUCUGUCACGCCUAGUAGGAGCAAAGGAAAGGAAGCGGACAAGACCCAAGUCAAGGAGGAGCCUGAAGCAAGAGUUCUCAGAGCGCGCCCUUCUGUAGUCGGGGAAAAAUCAGAUCUAGUUGGGCCCCCGAAGCGCGAGAUUCCUCGUGGUUCAGAUGGACGUCCGCUUCCAACGUGCGUGACGUGCUCGAAUGUCUUGCCUGUGAUUUCCGUGGAUUCCAAAGUGGUGUGGGGUCUGAAUCUAGACUCCCCGCGGAAGGGCAAGAAGUCCAAACAAAGGCAAGAGUGUCCA
Messenger RNA from Suillus subaureus, 303 nucleotides. RefSeq lists its product as uncharacterized. NCBI's taxonomy places the organism in Eukaryota, Fungi, Basidiomycota, Agaricomycetes, Boletales, Suillaceae. The record is from RefSeq and is a predicted model, not a curated record. The annotation marks the transcript as partial. The transcript has a single exon.